CCUCAUGUCCAAGAAAACACGAAAAACUUUUAGAGGGGUAUGUGUGUUUUUUGUGGAUUUUCACGGGAGAAUUUUGUGAAAAUUGCCUGGAAAAGAAGAUGCAAAGGAAAUAGCAAUUGUGAAAAAUCAUUUAGCAUGUGGGUGAAAUGUGGAAAAUACCAUCGAGUGUGUGUGUGAGCUCCUACAAGAAUCAUAUGGGAGGGCUCCAUUGGAAUUUCUGUGUUGCCGCAUCAAAAAAGUGUGUGAUGUGCAAUAUUUUGUGAGCUUCUCCUGAAAUCCAAUUUAGUUUUUCCAUCGUCACCCGUGUGUAGCAGUGAGUGUGGACGGUAGAAUAGAACGAAGAAGGUGCACAAUUGGAUUUAGAGUGGACCGGAAUGGGUGGGUGCAUUAGUGUAAACAGAAACACUGAAGGUGAAACAUUUGAUGCUUCUACACCGUCACGUCCAGCCACAGGUCCGGGAAUCGUGCCGACCCGGAAGAAUUUUCCACUGUGCCAUGAGACUAUCCGGUGGAAGAGCGAUGUGCCACUAACGGAAGGUCAAUUGCGGAGUAAGCGCGAUGAAUUCUGGGACACUGCGCCAGCAUUUGAGGGGCGCAAAGAGAUCUGGGAUGCCCUGAGGGCGGCCACUGUUGCCGCUGAGGCGCUUGACUUUCCCAUGGCACAGGCCAUCCUCGAUGGUGCCAAUGUAACUGUGCCCCAUGGCUACCUCACGGAGUGCUACGACGAAUUGGGGACACAGUACAAGGUGCCCAUCUACUGCCUCUCAUAUCCCAUUAACAUUGUCAAGGAGGACAAUGGGAGGGAUUCACCGGCAGAGUAUUCGGAGCCCGUGGACGGUGGGGCAGAGGUUGUGCUCAAGCUGAGGCUCAGCUCUACGUGUACAGAUGUUAAAUUGUCCGUGUAUUCCAAGGACACCAUUGGGCAGUGCAAGAAAAAGCUGCAGAGCCAAGAAGACAUUGACGCGUGCUGCCAACGAUGGUUCUACGGUGGUAAAUUGCUAGGCGACAAGAUGCAAGUGGAGGAGGCCCACAUCCAACCAAGCUAUGUCGUCCAGGUGAUUGUCAAUACGGAACACUAUCGGCAUGGGGCGAAUAGCUAGCCAAAAUCGGUGAUAAAUCUAAUAUUUAUUUCUAUUUUACUACAAGUGGGCAAAUAAUCCUUCAUAAAAAAAAAACUAGAAAUGAUUUCCUCUCUGUGCGACUCAUUAUACCUCCUUUUACUACCACCAUCACUACCACACUUCACACACACCACCCACAUCUUGAAAAAAUCCUUUAACAAAUGAAAAGAAAAAAGAAACCCUUUUAAACGUGCGAGAGUCACAAGAUUUUGAAGGAAGAUUGAAAAAAAAAGACACAAUUUAUGUCCUUUUAAAAGUCCCUUUAAAAAAUGAAAAAGAAUAUCCUCUAACAGACAGAGAGAUGAUCAAAAAAAAAAGAUACUAAAUAGUUGUGUAUAAUCUCUGAAUUUUACUAUUUUUUUCUCUUAUAAAUAGGAAUUAUAUAUUAAUUAUUAAAUGAAAAAAAAAUUGAAGAAAAUAAGUAUUCGUAAUAAAGAAAAAUGAAAAGUA
Lutzomyia longipalpis is the source of this 1571-nucleotide messenger RNA. Its product is annotated as ubiquitin domain-containing protein 1. The transcript is spliced from 3 exons. The record is from RefSeq and is a predicted model, not a curated record. Gene Ontology annotation, molecular function: protein binding. NCBI's taxonomy places the organism in Eukaryota, Metazoa, Arthropoda, Insecta, Diptera, Psychodidae. Bases 375 to 1100 code for a protein of 241 amino acids.